AUGUUCUACUGGAAGCAGCUGCAAUACAAAAUCCAAAUCAUUGGAGCCAUCAUUGCCUUGAUCUUAAAUUUUAUUCUAAUUAAACUAAUUAUCGCGCAUUCACCAAAGGAAAUUGGAGAUUAUAAAUACUUGAUGUUAUUCAUUUCGUGUUUUAUGAUGUAUUCACUGCUUGAUGUAGUUGUUCAACCGAUGUUCCACUCUUUUCAAGCAGCGUUUAUUUUUAUCAUAGACACCGCAUCUUCUAAAAUCGACAAAUUUUUUUGGCAAGCUCUAGGAUUGAUCUACGCUGAUUUCUUCGCCUCCACCAUGGCAAUCUUUUCGAUUCAUUUUGCAGACCGUUACUGGAUAAGCGGCGUUAAUGAGAAUAAAUUUAAAUGGUUUCGAAGACCAAGAAUUUUCAUAUGGCUUCUCGCUCCAUUUUCAUUAUCAGUUAUUUGGUCAAUUGGUAUCAUCACUGGAACCCUGCCACGUAAAAGUUCAGAUGACUAUUUGAGAGAUAAUGUUUUGGAACGGCUUGACUUGAAUAUCAGCAAAAUUGUAUAUUUCGCUCCCUAUUUUUAUGAGAAAAAUGAGACGGGCCAAAAUUUGAUUUUUUGGCCAGCUCUAGCUGCACUUUGUUUGGAUUCAUCAAUCAUCAUCAUGUCUCUUGUAUUUUCAAUUUAUUAUGAUGUAAAGUGUUGGUGUAGAAUGAACGAAAUUUUUUCAAGUUCUUCAACGCACUUUCAAUAUAUUCAAAGUCAAUUAUUCUACGCAUUGGUGGCUCAAACUAUGAUCCCAGUGAUACUAAUGCAUUUCCCAGUACUCACAAUGUUCAUUUGUUCAUUUAUGGGAAUUGAUGCUGGAUCGAUCAGCAGUAUUGUGUCAGUGACAAUUGCUCUAUUCCCAACUCUGGAUCCACUUCCAACAAUGUUCAUUGUGACCCAUUAUCGGAAUGCGAUCAAGAGUUACUUUUUAACUCGACUUGAAAAGAUUCGAAAGUCAAAGUGCGGGAAAUGUUUGAAAAAGAAAGAAAUGGUCAACCAUGGUACAUGA
Caenorhabditis elegans is the source of this 1032-nucleotide messenger RNA. NCBI's taxonomy places the organism in Eukaryota, Metazoa, Nematoda, Chromadorea, Rhabditida, Rhabditidae. The record is from the annotation of a RefSeq genome assembly.